AUGGCUGAUCGUCCGGCCCCAGUCGUAGAUUCCGCUCCUGAGAAGAUCCUGAAUAUAGAGGACUUGAAGAAAGCAGCAUUACAGAAACUCCCCCAGCAUAUAGCAGAAUUCUACAAUUCUGGUUCGACAGACCAAAUCACCGUGAGCGAAAAUACCACUGCGUACUCGAAAUACAGGCUCCGGCCACGGGUCCUUGUGGAUGUGUCAAAUGUCGAUACCACAACCACCGUGUUUGGCCGGAAGAUCACGUUUCCCCUUUGCAUCUCCCCUGCAGGUAUCCAAGCAAUGGCCCAUCCGGACGGCGAAUGUGCAACAAGCCGUUCCUGUGCCAAAAAGGGAAUCAGCAUGGGAAUUUCUUCCUUUUCGAAUUACCCCAUCGAGCAAGUGCGAGCAGCCGGUCUCGAUGUGGGACCUAUUGAGCACUGCAUGCAGCUUUACACCAUGAAAGAUCGUGCUCUUCAAGAACGCAUCAUCAAGAAAGCGGAGGCUGCGGGUUGCAAAGCCAUCUUCCUCACGGCCGACAGUCCUGUGCUCGGCGUACGAUACAAUGAGUGGCGGAAUGACUUUCGAACGCCUGCUGGGUUGUCAUUCCCGAUUUUGGAAAUGACAUUAGAGAUGAUUCGCUCCCGGACCCAUGACGACGGAUUUAAGUCGUUUACCUCGGAUUCUCAGUCGUGGGCACGGGAGAUUCCCUGGCUGAGGAGUGUAACAAAAAUGGAAAUUUGGAUCAAAGGAGUGUUGACCGCCGAAGACGUUCUUCUUGCAAGAGAGUAUGGCUGUGAUGGCGUGGUCGUCAGCAACCACGGUGGAAGGCAGCUCGACGGAACCCCGGCCACGGUCGAUGCAUUGCCAGAAUGCGUUGCGGCUGCGAACGGCCAGAUAAGAGUUCAUAUCGACGGAGGCAUUAGAUCCGGUGCGGACAUCAUCAAAGCGUUGGCUCUGGGUGCAGAAUGUUGCUGGGUUGGUAGACCUGCAAUAUGGGGUUUGGCGGUACGCUCCAGAUGA
This is a messenger RNA of Rasamsonia emersonii CBS 393.64, 1005 nucleotides long. RefSeq names its product (S)-2-hydroxy-acid oxidase. The transcript is spliced from 2 exons. Gene Ontology annotation, molecular function: oxidoreductase activity; FMN binding. NCBI's taxonomy places the organism in Eukaryota, Fungi, Ascomycota, Eurotiomycetes, Eurotiales, Trichocomaceae. The coding region runs from base 1 to 1005 and encodes 334 amino acids. The record is from RefSeq and is a predicted model, not a curated record.